AUGCGGCGUCUGGUCCGCGGGACAGUUGUGCCCCCCCCACCGAUCGUCGACGUUCGCCGGGGCAGCUCCACCUCGUGGGUCGCGCGACUUCUCUACGGCGCCAGGGCCUCGCCUCUCCUCGGCGCCUGGGGCGCCUGCAGCAGCGAGGAGGAGCGGCAGCUCGACAACACGGCGCGGGAGCUGUACUGCAAGGCCCUCACGCACGCAAGCGGGGGUGGGCGGCUGGCGCGAGACUGGAUCGCCGGCUGCUCCGCCAUUGUGUGUCCCUCGCAGAACCUCGUAAACCUCGCGCUCAAGCACCACGGGACGGAGCAGGACGUCGAGCGCUACCGCGAGUAUCUGCUCCUGGCGCUCCACAGGAGGACGCAGGCGGGGUCGGAUAAGAGGGGGGCCGCCAACGGGCUGGGAAGCAUGCCGGAGGUGCGGUGCUUCGUGUACGACGCGACGCGUGCGGCGUGCUUCCACCGCUACCACAAAGUGCCUGAGGAGGACCGGCGGAGGCUGGACACCGUGGCGCACCGCCUCGGCGUGGACGCGGAGGUGAGUCGCGCCAUCUGGCGUCUCGUGGAGAGCGAGGGGACCGUGGAGCGGGAGAAGCAACGCGCCCUCGAAUACCCGUGGAGCGACUGA
Messenger RNA from Trypanosoma conorhini, 630 nucleotides. RefSeq lists its product as uncharacterized. The record is from RefSeq and is a predicted model, not a curated record. The transcript has a single exon. Bases 1 to 630 code for a protein of 209 amino acids. Lineage: Eukaryota; Euglenozoa; Kinetoplastea; Trypanosomatida; Trypanosomatidae.